AUGGAAUUCUUUAUCACUGUGGCUGCAUACCCUCGUAAAAGAAAAGAAACAUCAACUUCUGUUCAUCCUCAUAGAGAAAAUCUAUCGCCAGAACAAGCACAGCCUUUUUCUAAGACAAAGACGCAGCAUAAGCCACAUUCUCAACCGCCGCAACGAACACAUCCAGAGAAUAUAAUAAGCCAAACGGUUGGUAAUUAUAAGAAGGAUGAAGAAAACAAGAAUAUUGCAGCUCAAACUUUCACUUUCAGAGAACUUGCAACUGCUACAAAGAAUUUCCGCCAAGAAUGUUUAAUAGGUGAAGGUGGAUUUGGAAGAGUUUACAAAGGUCACCUUGAUAGAACUGGCCAGGUUAUAGCAGUGAAACAGCUUGACCGUAAUGGAUUACAAGGAAAUAGAGAAUUUCUUGUAGAGGUGUUGAUGUUGAGCCUUCUUCACCACAAUAAUCUUGUUAACCUCAUUGGUUAUUGUGCUGAUGGAGAACAAAGACUUCUAGUUUAUGAGUAUAUGCAACAGGGAGCCCUUGAGGAUCAUCUAUUUGACGUUUCAGCAGAUAGAAGUCCAUUAGAUUGGUUUACAAGGAUGAAAAUAGCAUCAAAUGCUGCAAAGGGUCUAGAAUAUUUACAUCAUAAAGCAAAUCCACCAGUCAUAUAUAGAGACUUGAAAUCCUCAAAUAUUUUAUUGGAUAAAGAGUACAAUGCUAAAUUAUCAGAUUUUGGUUUAGCAAAACUUGGACCAAUGGGUGAUAAUUCCCAUGUUUCUUCCAGAGUUAUGGGAACUUAUGGUUAUUGUGCUCCAGAAUAUCAAAGAACAGGACAACUUUCUGUUAAAUCAGAUGUUUAUAGCUUUGGUGUUGUUUUAUUGGAGCUAAUUACUGGAAAAAGAGCUGUUGAUCCUACAAAAAAUGGACAUGAACAGAUUUUAGUUGCUUGGGCGGAACCAAUUUUCAAAGACACAAGUAGAUAUUCAGAACUGGCAGAUCCAUUAUUUAAAGGAGAUAUCCCAAAAAGAAGUUUUAAUCAAGCGGUUGCGAUUGCUGCCAUGUGUCUACAAGAGGAUCCAACCGUUCGUCCAUCGAUCAGUGACGUGGUCACUGCUCUCACUUUCCUUUGGGCCGAAUCGGGUAAGGGAUUCGGGUCACCAGUUUCUCCGGUUUCUCCCUCAUUGCCCGUUUCAUCGUCUGAUAAUGAAGAAAGUCAUGAAGAAAAUAAGAUUACAGAACGAGAGAGAGCAGUUGCAGAAGCCAUUGAAUGGGGUUCGAACUCAAGAACCCAAAAUGAAAGAUUACCAUAAUUUUCACGUAUGUAAAAUUUU
This is a messenger RNA of Solanum tuberosum (potato), 1311 nucleotides long. RefSeq names its product serine/threonine-protein kinase At3g07070-like. The record is from RefSeq and is a predicted model, not a curated record. Lineage: Eukaryota; Viridiplantae; Streptophyta; Magnoliopsida; Solanales; Solanaceae. Gene Ontology annotation, molecular function: protein kinase activity; ATP binding. The coding region runs from base 1 to 1290 and encodes 429 amino acids. The transcript is spliced from 7 exons. Gene Ontology annotation, biological process: protein phosphorylation.